Messenger RNA from Trichosurus vulpecula (common brushtail), 2760 nucleotides. RefSeq names its product short transient receptor potential channel 2-like. Gene Ontology annotation, molecular function: inositol 1,4,5 trisphosphate binding; store-operated calcium channel activity. The coding region runs from base 1 to 2760 and encodes 919 amino acids. The transcript is spliced from 13 exons. Gene Ontology annotation, biological process: regulation of cytosolic calcium ion concentration; manganese ion transport; calcium ion transmembrane transport. Gene Ontology annotation, cellular component: cation channel complex; membrane. NCBI's taxonomy places the organism in Eukaryota, Metazoa, Chordata, Mammalia, Diprotodontia, Phalangeridae. The record is from RefSeq and is a predicted model, not a curated record.
AUGGAUUCUCUCACGCCCCAGCCCAACUGGAAAGAGAUCGUGAACCGGAAACUCCGCUUUCCUCCCCCGCUGCUCGGUGCUAUCCAGGAGGGUCAGCUGGGCUUGGUGCAGCAGCUGCUAGAAUCCGCAGGGACGGAGGCAAGUGGGGGUGGGGGAAGCGGGGGGCCACAACGUCAUCUGGAGGAGGCAGAGGACCGCUCUUGGAGAGAGGCGCUGAACCUGGCCAUCCGGCUGGGCCACGAAGCCAUCACUGAUGUUUUGCUGGCCCAGGUCAAGUUUGACUUCCGGCAAAUCCACGAGGCUCUCCUGGUGGCAGUGGAUACAAACCAGCCCACAGUGGUGCGCCGCCUGCUGGCCAGGCUGGAGCGUGAGAAAGGCCGCAAGGUGGACACCAAGUCCUUCUCUCUGGCCUUCUUUGAUUCGUCCAUUGAUGGGUCCCGGUUUGCGCCUGGUGUUACACCACUCACACUGGCCUGUCAGAAGGACCUGUAUGAGAUUGCCCAGCUGCUCAUGAGUCAGGGCCACACUAUUGCCCGUCCCCAUCCCAUCUCCUGUUCUUGUUUGGAGUGUAGCAACGCCCGCCGCUAUGACCUGCUCAAGUUCUCUCUCUCCCGAAUUAACACCUAUCGGGGCAUUGCCAGCCGUGCCCACCUCUCCCUGGCCAGCGAGGAUGCCAUGCUGGCUGCUUUCCAGCUCAGUCGAGAGCUCAGGCGUCUGGCCCGCAAGGAACCGGAGUUCAAGCCCGAGUACAUCGCCCUGGAGCAACUGAGCCAGGACUACGGAUUUGAGCUGCUUGGAAUGUGCCGCAAUCAGAGUGAGGUCACUGCCGUACUCAACGACCUGGGUGAAGACAGUGAAACUGAGGCAGAGGGCCUGGGCCAGGCCUUUGAGGAAGGAAUCCCCAACCUGGCUCGCCUUCGCCUAGCUGUCAACUACAACCAAAAGAGGUUUGUAGCCCAUCCCAUCUGCCAGCAGGUCCUUUCCUCCAUCUGGUGCGGAAACUUAGCUGGCUGGAGGGGCAGUACCACGAUCUGGAAGCUGUUUAUCUCCUUCAUCAUCUUCCUCACCAUGCCUUUCCUCUGCCUGGGCUACUGGCUGGCACCCAAGUCAAGGCUGGGUCGUCUGCUGAAGAUCCCAGUGCUCAAAUUUCUUCUACACUCAGCCUCCUAUUUAUGGUUCCUCAUCUUUCUGCUGGGAGAGUCACUGGUCAUGGAGACUCAGCUGGGCACCUUCAAGGGUCGCAGCCAGAGUGUCUGGGAAACCUCGCUGCACAUGAUCUGGGUUGCAGGCUUCCUGUGGUUCGAAUGUAAGGAGGUAUGGAUUGAGGGCCUGCGAAGCUACUUCCUGGACUGGUGGAACUUCCUGGACGUGGUCAUCCUGUCCCUGUACCUGGCUUCCUUUGCCCUCCGAGUGCUCCUGGCAGUGUUAGCCUGGCUGCACUGCCAGGAUGCUCCAGACGGUGCUGCCUGUCACUACUUCACCACAGCUGAGCGCAGCAAGUGGCGCACAGAAGACCCCCAGUUUGUGGCUGAAGUCCUGUUUGCCAUCACCAGCAUGCUCAGCUUCACCCGCCUGGCCUACAUCCUGCCUGCCCAUGAGUCUCUGGGCACCCUGCAGAUCUCCAUUGGCAAGAUGAUUGACGAUAUGAUCCGGUUCAUGUUCAUCCUUAUGAUCAUCCUGACGGCCUUUCUUUGUGGCCUCAACAACAUCUAUGUGCCCUACCAGGAGACAGAGAGGCUGGGCAACUUCAAUGAGACAUUCCAGUUUCUCUUCUGGACAAUGUUCGGUAUGGAAGAACACAGUGUGGUGGACAUGCCCCAGUUCCUGGUGCCUGAGUUUGUGGGCCGUGCUCUUUAUGGCAUCUUCACCAUCGUCAUGGUCAUCGUGCUGCUCAACAUGCUCAUUGCUAUGAUCACGAACUCUUUUCAGAAGAUUGAGGAUGACGCUGACGUGGAAUGGAAGUUUGCCCGUUCCAAGCUCUACCUGUCCUUCUUUCGGGAGGGCUUGACACUGCCGGUUCCCUUCAAUAUCUUGCCCUCACCGAAAGCCUUCUUCUAUCUGCUCAGGAGGAUCUUCCGAUUCUUUUGUUGCUGCUGCUGCAAGAACAAGGAGCCUGCCUAUCCCCCCAUCCCCACCUUCGCAAACUCUGGGGUGGGGGCCGGGAAAGAGGAAGGUGAGGGUGGCUCCUACCGAGUCCGAGUCAUCAAGGCCUUGGUGCAACGUUACAUUGAGACUGCCAGGCGUGAGUUUGAAGAAAGCCGUCGGAAAGACCUUGGCAACCGACUCACAGAGCUGACCAAGACAGUGUCCAGACUGCAGAGUGAGGUGGCUGGAGUAAGGAAGACACUGGCUGAGGGUGGAACUCCCCGGCUCCCUGAUGGCGUCAGUGUCCUGAGCCGUUAUAUAACUCGUAUCCGAAAUAGCUUCCAAAAUUUAGGACCCACCAUCCCUGAGACCUCUGAAGUGAGAGAAGGAGAGGAGGAAAUGGGAUAUAGAGUGCCUGAGGAACUAGAGACACAGACAUCUGAAGAGAAGGGGAGCCAGGAGUCUAGAGCCCCAGAGUUAGGAACUCAGGAUACUGAAGAACAUGCAACUCAGGAAGUUGAAAGGGCCAGGACUCAGGCAUUUGGGGGCUCCUACAAAAUUUCUGCUGCCCAGGUGGAGAUUCACAGGGGGUUUAGGGAAGAGGGGGAUGUGAAUGUGCCUCCAGAAGAAGGUCUAGUGGCCAGGCACGAUCCCCCAGCCUCAGGAGCUGAAUAA